Wickerhamiella sorbophila is the source of this 1089-nucleotide messenger RNA. Its product is annotated as Hsp70/Hsp90 co-chaperone CNS1. The transcript has a single exon. Gene Ontology annotation, molecular function: Hsp90 protein binding. The record is from RefSeq and is a predicted model, not a curated record. The coding region runs from base 1 to 1089 and encodes 362 amino acids. Lineage: Eukaryota; Fungi; Ascomycota; Dipodascomycetes; Dipodascales; Trichomonascaceae. Gene Ontology annotation, biological process: protein folding.
AUGGAUACAAGCGCGCCGUUGAAGGACAUUUUAGAGGAAUAUAAGGAUAAACCGGUGGACCAUGUGUUGAAGGAGUUGAAUAAGGUCCCGUUCUUUAUGACGGAGAUGCCAGAUGAAGAGAACCCUGCUGUCGAGGCUCUCAAAGCUAUGGCAUACGAGGGAGAGCCCCAUGAGAUCGCCCAAAACUUUAGAAACCAGGGCAAUGAUUGUUUCAAACUCAAGCAAUACAAAGAUGCUAUUGCGUUUUAUACCAAAGCUCUGGAUCAGAGCUGUAGAGUUGAUGAAAUUGAGCUGGCAUGUUUGGGAAACCGGGCUCAGGCUAAUUUGGAGCUGAAAAAUUUCCGUCGGGCCAUCAAUGACUGCACCAAAGUUCUUGAUCGGGACCCCAAGAAUGUCAAGGCGUGGUACCGUAGCUCCAAAGCGUUUUUGCUGUUGGAUCGGAGUGAUGAAGCGAUAGUUUGUGCUGAUUACGGCCUGCAAUGCGAUCCUGGAAGCGCUGAUCUACAGACAAUCAAAAACUCGGCUGCUACCCGCAGACAAAAGCUUAGAGACAUGGAAGAAGCUCGUCGUCUUCGCCAAGAGCAAGCCGAACUACAACAGAAAACGUUGAACUUAGCCCUUGCCUCUCGUGGAUUCACCAGGGCUUUUGCAGAGGCAGAUGCUGAUCACCGCAGAGCCGCUGGCGAGCUCAAAUGUCAGCUAGAGAACCCUAAUGAUGCUACAUCACACCUGUCAGUUCCAGCUCUGCUCUUAUAUCCUCUUUCGCUGGAGUCGGAUAUUGUGGAGCAAGCCAGUGAGACCGACACAGUCGGAGGUCUUUUGGAGAUGGUAUUCACUCAACCGCCUCCUUGGGCUACCGCAGACUACCGACUGGGAAACCUCGAAGUGUACGCACAAACCAGAACUGGCGGCUUGGCGAAAGCUCCGCUGAAAGCGUCGUUGGCGAAGCUUUUUGGAACGCAAAAACCAGAUAUUAUUAUGAUUGACGAUCUUGCUCGGCUAUACGUUGUGCCUAAGAAUCAAGCAAGUCAGUGGUUAUCUACGUGGGACAAGCAACAGGCGCAGUCUCAAUUAAGUUAUUCAAAUUAG